CCUGCCGGAAAGUGAACCAUGAUUAUAUUUGCGGCGUGCUUGUUUUUCCCAGCCGCGCUCUGCAGCGACAAGGCAGCGCAGCAUGCACGAUUUGUGAAUAAUUCAGCGUGCACUCUGUUGUACACAAAUGUAUAAUGCAUUCGGCGGCCAAUUCAUUCACCUGCCCAUGGGGCUCUUUCGCUGCACGACACGCGAAAGGAACAUUGGCGGCGCCGCUCUGGGGAUUGGGAAACUUUUCAGCAGUUCUCCGAAAAAUUUGUUGUUAAUGUUUAUCGACAAAAUUUUCAUACAAUAGAAACCAAACACAAGAGUUUAUAGUGUGGCAAUCGCAGUGGAAGAGUUACGGAAGUGUGUCAUCGGUUAGUAGGUGGAAGUGACAGUGGAACACAUUAAAAAUGCGAGAGAAAAAUUUUGAAUAAAAUUAUACUAUCAAAACAAAGUCAAACAGAAUUAGAACAUUAUAAACUGCUGUAUAAUGAUGGAAAAAAGCUGCAGUGUAUAAUAAAUUAAAAUAACGAUAAAUUUGAAUAAUAAGACAAGUAUUGAAAAUAAUUAAUAAUUAAAAAAAGCUUUGUUUCAGGAAGUGCGUCAUUCAUUUUGGAACAGCACAGCGAACAGCAUCAAAUUCAGGUGACAUGGUUAGAGCAACAUGGAAUGGACGCAGCCCAUUUUGCUUUGGAUCCUUUUGCUACUGAUUUUUGGAGAGGUUGGCAGUAAUAACCAUUUGAGGAAAAAAAUUGGGAGAGGUCUUCAAAAUUCCAAAAGAGAAAAUAAUCGAAAGCAAAUAAUCAGUUGCUGCGGCAUCAAAAAUUCCUGCAUAUCUACCAAAAGACAAUUGAAUAAGACUUUACGCUCAACAACUUUGACACAGAAAACUACAACAAAAGCCACUGAAACAUCUUUGACCAGCACUUCCAACACUGUCAUCGAUUCAUCAGAUAUUUCGUCUUUUGAGGAAUCCACAAAUAAUGAAAGGACAGAAUCAAUAAGCGAAGUAGUUUUUGAUCCAAGCACUUCUGCCUUCACGUCCGAGAUCAAAACCAGCGAGAUAAUGUCAAGAAUUGCAAGUAUCACGGCAAGUACGUCAUCAACCAGUACCCCAGCUACUCCUACAGAAUCUUUAAUGACAACACAAUCAAGUCCUACGUCAACAACUCACACAUCACCAGUUCCUGUAAUCACUAUUACGAUAAUUACUGCUACUGAUUCUACAACCUCAACAACCACCUCCACAACUUCAACAACGUCUACAACAAAAACUCCUACAACUUCAUCAACAACGCCGACGACAUCAACUCCUACAACAACAACGUCUACAACAACAAUUCCUACAACUACAACAACUGCAAUUCCAACCAUGGAGGAAUUAAUCCUAGGAAGAUGCGAGAUGUCUGUUCCUAAAAACUUGUCCCUGUUUGAAUAUGAUGGUUCUCUUAAAUGGCCAGAUAAAUACGGUUACUGGGAAGUUUCAUGUGGCCGACUGUUUUUGUUUGGAAAAUUUCUAGUGCCUUGGAGAGAAAACUUGAUUAAAUGCCAACAAAUCGGAAUGGAAGCUAUAUAUUUUGAAAGUCCUGGCCGGACAAAUUGCUUCAAAAAUAUCAUUCCAAAAUGGAAGUAUGGCUCCAAGUAUUGGACUUCCGGCCUUCGCGUCAUAGCAGGUGGAUUUUCGUGGUGUUCUGCAAAUGCGUCAAUUCCAAUUGACGCAAGCAACCUGCCUUGGGCUUUGGGACAGCCGGACAACGCAAAUAACAGUGAAAAUUGCAUGCGUCUGCGAGUGAUCGCGAAAAAUGCCUCAAUUCAAUUCUACGAUCAUAAUUGCACACAAGAGUCGCUAUUCGCGUGUCAGGGUCCAACAACUCCGGCGCCAGCUUGUAUCACACCAAUCUGUCCAAACGUAACCUGUGAACAAAAUAUGUCUUUUUAUAAAAACCGAUCAAACGAGUUGUAUUUGAUAAAUCCACGUGCGCAUGGCUAUUGGUUUACUUAUCAGAGUAGAAUGUACUUAAUUAGCUACCCUAAUGACACACAAACAUUUCCCGAGGCAAUCACAACUUGCUGCCAGUUUGGCAUGUCUUUAAUAAGUCUAGAUUUUGGCUUCAAACUUCAGUCCAUUCUGCAAAACAUAAUGAAAAUAGGUGCAAUACUUCGGGGCGAAUACUUUUGGACGUCAGGGACCAAUCGUGGAUGCAAUGGGAAUUUCGGAUUUUGUACAGUGCAGCGUCCUGUGAGGAGAGAUGCGAUUUGGGCGCCGGGACAACCAGACAACAAGACCGGAAAUGAAAAUUCUCUAGCCGUUUAUAUUAAUUCCACCCACGUGCAAUUGCUUGAUUUUAAUGAAGAUAAAAAAUUCAGAUACAUCUGUGAGAUCAGAGAUAACUCAAAUUCGAAGACGGGAGGAUCACCUAUUAAACAAGAAUGUUCUCAAAUUCACAAUAUGAAUGAUGCUGAAAUUGACAACUUGUUAAACAAUACUGACAACAUGGACUUAAAAUCGAAGCGAUUUGUGCGGUGUGUCGGGGAAUACAUGGGAAUAUUGGUCGAUGGGAAAUUCAUGGACAACAAGGUUAUGGCAGUUUUAGAAACGAUGGCUAAUGACAGUGCAGCCGAAUUCACAAAGAAUAUGGAAAUCAUGAACGAGUGUGAAUCAUCCACAGGUGGCAUGAAUGAGGAUGAUAAAGCUGCCCAAAUAUUGAAAUGCAGCAACCAAAAGGCGCCUGGAAUUUUGAAGAGUGUCAUCAAAAGCAUAGACCAGUCCAUUCCAAAGGAGCGAGUACAGAAUUAUCCAGAGGCGUAUUGCCCUCCUUACAACAACUGUACAGUUAAUACUACGAUGUAUAACGACUUCCUAGCUGCAUCUUACGGGACCUGGCUUUAUGGAUAUGGCAUUGUAACAUCUGCAUGCGGAAGGAAAUGGAUUGUGGUUCGCACAAAUCCGGGGGUGAAUCUGCCCCAGGCGUAUCAAGCGUGCUGCGAGUUUGGCCUUAAAUUAGCGUCCUUCUCUGAAAAUGCAACGGAAACCUUCAAUUGCGUUGCUGAUUCAAUUGGCUAUGCCGGUCGCAAUGUUUGGUUGGCGGUGAGUCGGUUAAACAGCAUAAAUAGACCUCGCUGGUGCUCCUCAGAUGCUCCAUUUUCAAUUUAUGACUAUCCUGGCGCUCAGUCCAUCACCACUAAUGACCCGUCUAAGGACACAAUUUACUUCAAUUUUAUGUUCAGAACCAUCAGUGUGGCCAAUCAAUGGGACGGUGGGUGGAAUGCACUGUGUCAAACUAUUGACCCGUGAUUAUUGUUUUCUUGCUUGAUUUACUGUUAAAUUUGUAUUGAAUUAUUAU
Messenger RNA from Neocloeon triangulifer, 3329 nucleotides. RefSeq lists its product as uncharacterized. Bases 650 to 3280 code for a protein of 876 amino acids. The transcript is spliced from 26 exons. The record is from RefSeq and is a predicted model, not a curated record. NCBI's taxonomy places the organism in Eukaryota, Metazoa, Arthropoda, Insecta, Ephemeroptera, Baetidae. Gene Ontology annotation, molecular function: odorant binding.